Messenger RNA from Liolophura sinensis, 2873 nucleotides. RefSeq lists its product as uncharacterized. The transcript is spliced from 20 exons. NCBI's taxonomy places the organism in Eukaryota, Metazoa, Mollusca, Polyplacophora, Chitonida, Chitonidae. Bases 1 to 2262 code for a protein of 753 amino acids. The record is from RefSeq and is a predicted model, not a curated record.
AUGUAUAUCCAUCAUGAUGAUGAUGGUGAGUGUCGUCUCCUAUACAGCAUUGUUGUCAAUAUGGCGUCCUCGGCGAUAGUGUUUCCGAGAUGGUUACUUGAUUGUAAAGAUCAUAUAUCUCAGACAAAGGAAUGGAACGUCUUCCUGAGUGAACUUCACGAGGCCAUACAACAACAGCUGACUGAGAGCCAUGUCCAGUACUUUACUGACCUGUCAGAGGCAGAGAAAACUCUCUUCAUGGAGAGGGCCAUUAGGGCCAUAGAAACUGGUGGUGUUUUUGGUAGCCUGUAUUCUCAGGUCUCAGUGCUACUGGAUCAACACUUGAAUGAGGAGGUAAGCCGAGAGUUGAUGGAGGACCAUCCCAUCGGGACAAAAACUGAUUUGAUCGUCUCAAAUGCUGAAGAAGGAGCAGUCAGCUUGCUGAGGAGAUGGCCAGAGAUGAGGACAAAGCUACACGUGUGUCUGAACCAGCCGUUGCCUUCCUCACUGAGGAGCCUGACAUGGAAACUCUUCCUGAGUAAUGCUAAAAUCAGGAAGCAGUAUGUAGAUGUGAUGUCCAAACAUCCACGCAAGGCCAUCUCUCCAUUUGACCUGGAGAUCUCCCAGAAGUGUGAAAACCUGCUCAGCUCAGAGCCUACAUUCAGCACCAUCAAGGGGUCUGUAGGCGCGUUUUAUGCGAUGAAGGCAGUAUUGUCUUAUCACCAUGCAUUGUCUGGCUCAGCCAAUCGUCUACCAGACAUUGACUACAUGUUAGUUGUGCCUCUGGUACUGGAGACCUCCUCCACACUCUCAAGACGUGACCCCGCCCCUGCCAAAACUGUGACCCUGCUGGUGGAGGAGUUCCUGUCAUUCAUGAGCACAAGGCCAGGCUACAUGCUGGAUUCAGGCUCUGAGUCACGUGAUACAGAGGUGACAGGCUUCACAGAGAGAGUAGCCAGGAUAAUAGAGGAACAAGACCCAGAAUUAGCCAAAGACAUCGCUAAGCAGUUUGUCACAACCCAAGAUAAAAUCAUCACGACAGAAGCAGCAGGUCAUGGACUGUUUGUGGACGGGUUAAAGUUUGUCAUCCUUCCAGUCAUCAGAGCUAUGUUUGUGGGCUACCUGAAUGCAGAAACACUGUUGUACAUCUGGGACCAGUACAUGAUUGGCUUGGACACACCUGGGUUUUCUGACGAGCUUCUGUCUGCUGUGAUGGCUACAAUGUUCAUUCUGUUAGGGGAGCGCCUGCGGGAGUGCACUUCGACAAGUGGCUUGGAAUCUGUGUUACAAACUCAUGGCGUGAAGCUGAUAGUGCCUCAGUUCCAGUAUCAGAUUAAACAUAAGCAUUACAGUGAACUGUAUCGCAUGCUGGAGAAAGACAAUAAGGCAGCUAUACCUGUAUUAGAUCCUACUCAAGGUCAGCACCCACCCUGGCAGCACUGGUUUAACGAUGUCAUCCCACCAUACACACGACCCCCAGAACGCCGUAGAGCCAGGGAAGAGAGAGAGGCAGAGAGAGACAGGUUACUACGGCAACAGAUGGAUGUAGAGAAGUUUGCUCGAGAGCAGGAAGAAAGAGAGAGAAAAGCCUCAGAAGAGGAGUACAAGAGACGUAUGGCUGAGGAGCAGGUGAGAUCUGAUGAGGACAAGAGACACCUUCAGGAGAGGCUCUCACAGGAGGAGGCCAAAAGAGCAGAACUGGAGAGGAAGUACCAGGAGGAGAUAGAGAGGCUGAGGCUGGAGAUUGGGGCACUCAAAAACCAACAACAACAACAGCGCCCGGUUUCUACAUACAGUGUAGCCUCAUACAUCAGCAGAGUGUUAGUCCCACCUCCACCAACAGCAGCCAGCAGUACAACGUCUCGCAACCUGUACCCACAGUCUGGGGCACCUACCUCAGCCAGGGUGAAGGAGUUCAGUCCUGUGAGAGAGAAUGCUGUGACGCCCGCCAAGGUUACCUCCCCUUAUAGACAACCACAGUCUCAGACUGAAGAUGCAAUACUGGACUUUUUAAGGCGGAUUCAUCACAGUGUCAAUAGAAUUGGCCAUGGUGAAGGGACGCAGAAAACACAGCUGGACAGUGACACCAAGGAUUACAUGAGGGCUCAUAUCAAUGAUGUGAAGAGAGCAGAGAUGGAAAUCUUCAGCCGUAACCUGGAUGAAAACGAGUUUAAUUCAAUGUCACCGGAGACACAGAAGGAAACCAGUGAUCGCAUGAUGACGCUGAUUCAACAGUACCGUGAUGAGAGGUCACGGCGACCACAGAGAGGCCGAAGACGAUGAGGGGAGUUUUCAGAAUUGUCAGGGCUUUAGCUUUGGCCGGUCUGUUGCGCGGGUGGCUGGAAAAAUGUGCUCUCCAAUUCGACAUUUACAACUCCCACACUGCAGACAAAGAGUGAGUGCUUGGGGUUUAACGCACUGCAGACAAAGAGACAGCAUUCAUUUUGCCUUAUCUUCGAUGGUGAAGAAUCAUUUGAAAUGUUCAAUCCAGAUCACGACCAAAAUCAGCAGGUCCCCCAAAAACUGAGGAAAAAACAUAGCCUCUUAGGUGGAUGUAGUAAGCCAGACAAGUAUUUAGGAAAGACGGUUGUAUGGAGGUUAGAUUUUAGCAAGGUUUUAAAUAUGACUGCCGUUUGAUACAGUUUCAAAACACAUUUGAUGUCAUUGACAUCAUGGUUUGUUUUGUUUUUUAUCCCAAGGCCACACCAUUUUAAUAUUGUGUUUUACGGGCAAGGCGACAGGAAAAAAAAUGAAAAACUAGAAUAAAGAUAAUACUCAAAUCCAGUUGUUUUGAUUUUCCUAUUUUUCAAGGCCUUUCAAUCAUGUAAAUAUGUCUUUAACAGGAACACUUGCACGAAUGAUCUUUAAUUCCCACAAGAAAGAUUAAUCAUUAU